Spathaspora passalidarum NRRL Y-27907 is the source of this 861-nucleotide messenger RNA. RefSeq lists its product as uncharacterized. Bases 76 to 783 code for a protein of 235 amino acids. The record is from RefSeq and is a predicted model, not a curated record. The transcript has a single exon. NCBI's taxonomy places the organism in Eukaryota, Fungi, Ascomycota, Pichiomycetes, Serinales, Debaryomycetaceae. Gene Ontology annotation, biological process: spliceosomal snRNP assembly. Gene Ontology annotation, cellular component: SMN complex; nucleus.
AACAGUAUGUUGGGAAGAUAAGCUGACAACUUGGGUGUUGUGUGGGCAAGAGGGAAAAUAGGGAAAAAAAUUACCAUGGAUGCAGUUCACGAGUAUGGACCAUUACAAGUGUUGCCAAUUGAAGAUCUGAAUGAGGAUGGGGAGAGCAGUGACGUGUAUAAAUAUUUGUUAUCUGUAAGAGAUGAAGCAUGGAACGGACUGCCAGUGGAAUUUAUAGAUAGAGAAAUAAAGUCAGAACCAGAACCAACACAAGAAGAACAAGAGCAAGAACAAGAGAAAGAGCAAGAACAGAGUGCUGAAGUAACUGAAGAAGCACAAGAAGGGGUUACCCUAUGGCAACAACAGUUACUUGCUGAAUUCAAAGAUAUAAAACAGCAAUUGGCGCAAGUUGAUCAACCAGCUACUCUAUUAGAAAUCCCUGAAGAUGCAAGCCAUUGGCGAAAGUUUAUACUAAACAACGAGCCACCAACUAUAGAAUACUUUGUACAUCAGCUUGACAAACCAACCAAGGUUAAAUUACUAGUGUAUAUAACCAAAUGGCUCACUAUGUCCAAUGCAAGUAUAGCAAAUCUUUCUCAAUGGAUAUGGAAGAUCCUCUUAACUAUUGACACAAGGUCUAUGCUAACUCCAGAUGAAAUCUUCGUACUACGGAAGUUGGCCAAAAAGACAAUAAAAGUAAAGGAAACAUCUACUGAAACAUCUUCUGUUGGUAAUAUGACGAUUGAUAUGAUAAUAACAUUAGUGUGCAGGCAUUAUGGACAAUUGGAUUUGCUACAACAAUAGCUUGUGAAUAGUAAUAUUAACUGGCCUUACUGUGCAACUAAGGGUAUUUAUAUAAAUAUAUAUGUGAAUUUCUUGUCG